Molecule: messenger RNA, 2051 nt
Organism: Xiphias gladius (swordfish)
Lineage: Eukaryota; Metazoa; Chordata; Actinopteri; Istiophoriformes; Xiphiidae
Product: adrenodoxin-like
Exons: 4
Coding region: 565-1062 (165 amino acids)
Biological process (GO): P450-containing electron transport chain; positive regulation of oxidoreductase activity
Cellular component (GO): mitochondrion
Molecular function (GO): 2 iron, 2 sulfur cluster binding
Source: RefSeq, a predicted model, not a curated record
AAUGUGUCCCAACCCACAAAUUUCGGAUAGUGAAUCUUUCGGGAAAAGACACGCUUAACCUACUUUAACCUCAGGACGGUGUGAUCUCCGAAAAGUUGCAGCACGUUGGUUGCUAAAGCUUUUAUCUAACAGGAAGUUGAAGUUAAGUAAGCUCGCUCUGAUAUAGUUUUCCUUGUCUGGAAGUGCGUCGGAAACCCCUCGCAUUUGCCGAUUGACCACACUAACCUGGGAUACGCAAUUGCCGUCGAUAACAUCUGCCCUGCUUGGUGUUUUGUAGCGGAUUACCACAAGACAGCCGACUAAUUGAGUUGGGAUCUCAAACGAGGGGCAGCUACAGAAGGUUGGAUGUUACGCAAUGAACGUGACAUUGACAAAGUGACUUCUUUCAGCUAAAACAAGCUAGCGUAGCUAGCUAGCGCGGUUGGUUAGCCUUGUGUCUCUCUCUCCCUUGAGAAGCAAAGAGCUCGACACGAGUGGGCUGUGCGACUCCAGACUAAGCGUCUGCUUGGCCAGCAGGUCCGAUAGUUUCUCUGCUUGUACCCCAGCCUCUUAUUUACACUGGAAAUGGCCAUGGUGACAGUGCUAAGAAGACUGGCUCACUUCAGGUUAAGGGAAUACUCGCGGAGGACGGCAGCAGAGACUUCGGUUGGCUGGCUGACGGGUCAGCGGAGUUUCACCGGUGGCACGCUGCCUGUGAGGUCGGACAAUAAGGUGACGGUCCACUUCGUCAACAGAGAUGGGGAGAAGAUCACAGUGAAGGGGUCUCCUGGAGACUCCCUGCUAGAUGUUGUAAUUAACGAAGACCUCGACUUUGAUGGCUUUGGAGCGUGUGAGGGAACGCUGGCGUGCUCCACAUGCCAUCUGAUCUUUGAUGAGGAAGUCUACAAGAAGCUGGGGCCGGUCACAGAUGAGGAGAUGGACAUGCUAGACUUAGCAUAUGGCCUGAGUGACACAUCUCGUCUUGGUUGCCAGAUCUGUCUGACAAAGGCUCUGGAGGGCAUGGUGGCCAGGGUUCCAGAGAGCGUAGCCGACAUCCGACAGAGCAAAGACGGAUCUGCUUAACUGGGAACCUGCUGCUGCUUUGGAAUGUGGGUGUGAACAGUGCGGGUGUGCCCGGUCAGAACUGGGGAAUGCAAGACAAGGACUCAAAAACUAAAAUUGCACCCUUCAGUCUCAGUAACCAUUAGAGAACCUUGCGCCAUAUUGUGAGGAGUAUCGAUAUUAAUGAGAUAUAAACUCUAAAUUAAGACAAACUUAUCACAGGCCCAUUAAUCUGCCCUGAUUAAAGGUUGGUCUAUUUUAAUCAAUGUCAAAAGAAAGUUACACUUUUCACUAUGGAUGACGUAGUGGACGGCAGUGACAGACUCCGCACUGUCACUGCCGUCCACCUCUAGCUUGUUGCGGUGCCUUCCAUUACCUAAGAAAAAGUGCCUUUUCCUUUUCUUGUUACUAUGACUAAAUUUACACUCACGGUUGCAAAAAGCCUUUGUAGCUCAGUACAGUUCUGGUCUUGAUGCAACAUCCAAACUUUUGAAAUUCAGAACCCUUUCUUUGUCUAUAAAUUUAGUCAUAUCCUCUGAACAAGCUGAAGGAAAAGGUCCGUAGCUGACUGAAAUAUUUGUGAACCAAUAUGAGUUCUUGACACCUUAAGAGACUGUGCUGAUACUGAGUACAACCCCCCCCCCUCCCCCAAACAUGUUAUAUUUCAUUUUAAAAUGUAUGUAUACCCCUACUGUUGUUGGGUUGAUCGAAUCCAUCAUGUAGUCAUAUAAUUUCAGCAUAUGAUUGUACAUAGCUAGAACACACACGUGUGUGUAGAGUUAGAAAUAAUGUAAUAAAAAAAAAUCCCCUUUCUAAUGGCGUGUUGAACUAUCAGUUUGUACAUGCUGUUUGAAAUGAAAACUAUGAUAGAAAAUCCCAUUUCUUGUACAAAAUGACCAGUCAUCUGAUUGUCCUUUUUAAAACCUGAUUUUCCCCUUCCAAUAAAAACAAAAGUAAACCAAUAAUUUAAUCACAGUGAAAUUAGGUUUUCACUCAUAGGUCAUUUUAUU